Messenger RNA from Nerophis lumbriciformis (worm pipefish), 2406 nucleotides. RefSeq names its product kelch repeat and BTB (POZ) domain containing 7 (gene kbtbd7). The record is from RefSeq and is a predicted model, not a curated record. Gene Ontology annotation, molecular function: protein binding. Lineage: Eukaryota; Metazoa; Chordata; Actinopteri; Syngnathiformes; Syngnathidae.
UGCCGGGUCAAACCGUCUGUUUGUCUCAAAGCUUCCACGCUGAACGACGCACAAAUGGCGGACCUAAAGUGAACAUUAUGGUCAUUCUUUGGCUACAAACAAGCUUUGGGGCGCACACAUCCACUGGGAGAUAGCAGGUGACUUGUAAUGUAGCGGAGCGGAUGUGUCCUUGUCGGCGAGCCGAGGAGGUGGAGCGUGAGGCGGCUUCUUGUCUGAAACCUUCCGCGACGUGAGCUAGCUAAAUAGAGCCCGAACAUGGCUUCCUCUUUGGGUUGCUUCAAUGGCCCCGAAGUGUUGGAGGACGUCAGCCACGCCGGGAGUUUGAUGAAGGGGCUGAAGGCGUUGUAUGAUAGUCGUCUUCUCUCGGACGUCGCCAUCGAGGUUGACCUGGAUGGAGAGCCCCUGCAGCCCCGCGGUGGUUAUGGCGAUGGGGCCAUGAGUGACAGCCCCGUCCAGCUCUUCCUGUGCAGCCGCAACGUCCUCGCCGCUGCAAGCCCAUACUUCAAGAGCAUGUUCACCGGCGGCCUGAACGAAAGUGUCCAGGAGAAGGUGGUCAUCCACGGGGUGGACGCCGAGUCCAUGUCGGUCAUCGUGAAUUACUGCUACACGGGCAUGGUGACCAUCACGGAGGGCAACGUGCAGAGGCUGUACGCCGCCGCCAACAUGCUGCAGCUGGAGUACAUCAGGAACGCCUGCUCCAGCUUCAUGAUCCGCCGGCUGGACCUCUCCAACUGCGUGGGCGUCCUCAAAUUUGCCGACACCUACGACAACCCCGAGCUGAAAGCCAGCGCUCAGGCCUUCAUCGCCAGGAACUUCGGCCAUCUGUGCGGCGGCGGGGAGCUGUGCGAGCUGGAUCUUGUCCAGCUGAAGGAGUUGCUCUCCUUGGACACGCUGGACGUGGACUGCGAGGGGAAGGUGUGCUCGGCCGCCCUUCGGUGGAUCGAGGUCAACGCUCCCCAGAAGAAGGAGGAUGCGCUGCAGGCGCUGAGGUGCGUACGCUGGAACCUGUUCACCGAGAAGGACAAGCGCUACCUGGAGGGGCCGGUGGCGAGGCCGUUCAUCGAGAAGCACCUGGAGUCCUUCUUCAACGGACCCGCCGGGGCCGGCUGCUGCACCUUGUCCACGUUCCUGGACGUCCCCAAGCACAGGAUAGGCGUCAGCGCCAAGGAGAUGAUCCUCUUCUUCGGUCUACCCAACGACAACAUCAUGUGCUGCGACCCGUACUCUGAGGAGCUCUACUUCAUGUCCGCUCCUCUUGUGGACCUCAGCAACCAGGACUACAAACGCUCCACCAUGGAGUCCCUCAUCGCGUGCUCCACCCCGGAAAACAACCUCUACUUGGCGUCCCACCUGUCCAAACACUUCUGGCAGUACAACCCGGUGCUCAACAGCUGGAAGGAGCUGGCAGAGAGGCCGCUGGGGAGGAUCCACUCGGGGAUGGGGUACCUCAACGGUCACGUGUACCUCCUCGGGGGCAGGAACCCUGUGACGGACGCGCGGCUGAAGGAGGUGGAGUGUUACAGCGUGCAGAGGAACCAGUGGACCUUUGUGGCGCCUCUGCCUCACUCCUUAGGAAAAAUGCAGGUGGUGGCGCUGAACGACCAACUGUACGUGGUCAACAAGAGGCGCAUGCUGUGCUACGACCCGCGCUGCAACCGCUGGCGCCUGUGCGGCUCGCUGCGGCGGGAGAAGCUGCACAAGGCGUGCGUGUACCAGGACCAGAUCAUCUGCGUGUGCGACAUCCCCGUGGUGAAGGCCUACAACCCGGCCAGGGGGGAGUGGCGGCGGCUGGGCGACAUCCCCAUCGACAGCCACGCCCUCAACUACCAGGUGAUCCAGCACGGCGGCAAGCUCCUCCUCCUCACGCAGACGCUGCUGCAGCACAACAAGAACCGCGUCCUCAUGCACGAGUACGACCUGGCGCGGGAGAGCUGGAAGACCGUCAUGGCCGUCUACGUGGCCACGCUGGGGCCCGUGUGCGUGUCCACGCGCGUCUACCCGGCGUGCCUCGGCUCGGCGCGCAGUUUCCCCACGGAGGAGGACGACGACAGCGGCUCCAGCGCCGACUGGGACCUGGACGGCUUGACGGACGCGGAUUCCGACACAGGCAGCUCUAGCUCGUUCUCGGACGAGAACUGGUAGACAAGACCUGUUUUUCUGAACACAGCUCGGAUGCUCUCAUCCUGUUCAUGGUGAGCUGGAGCCUACCCCAGCUGACUUAGGAGCCGUGGACUGGCUGAGCUAAAUGUCCCGGGAGAUUUUUAUAGCCCAGUUCCUCCUGAGAUUUGUUUGUUCUUUCAAAAUCAACAUGGCGGGCAGUUUACAAUGUUUUCCACCCUUCCCACUCACAUUCUUCGUUUGCAGACGUGUCGUGAAGCUUUGCUAGUAAAAUAUUCCAAACGUCAA